Molecule: messenger RNA, 1518 nt
Organism: Tachysurus vachellii
Lineage: Eukaryota; Metazoa; Chordata; Actinopteri; Siluriformes; Bagridae
Gene: ssuh2.1
Product: ssu-2 homolog, tandem duplicate 1
Exons: 12
Coding region: 65-1159 (364 amino acids)
Source: RefSeq, a predicted model, not a curated record
CAGAUGAAAAAUAAUUGCGCCAUCAGCGUCAUCAUCCAGAGUUUGUAAAACUGCUCUCAGGAUUAUGGAUGAGAAAGAAACUUUUGAUCCAAGUAUUCCCGAGGAGGGUCCUUCAGUGCCACCUGCAGGCUGGUUGGACAGUGUGAUGGGCUAUGAAGACCACAAAGGUGGAGAUUGCACGGAUCAGAUCUACCCUCCUCCACCUGACUUCAUACCUGAGCCUGAGAAUGACAGGAGUGCCUCCAUCCCCAAUGUGAUGCUGCCUCAUGUGUCUGAAGAUGUGGCCAGGGAGGCUUUGCUCAAGUUUGUGGGGAAAAAAUGGACGUACAGCAGCAAACCUGCCCAGAACCUGGUCUUCAAGGAUUUGAAACCUUUUACAGUGUAUCGUUAUCGCUUGGAAACAUUUACAGAGUCCAGAUCAAGUGCCUGGGAGCAUGAGAUAUAUACUGGUCAGUAUGUGGACGGGCCGCAGUACGGCAGGAUCCCUCCUCCGUGGCAGGUAGACGUACAACCUCCACCCAAAUUCACUGACACGGUCCAGAAAGUGCGCGUGCCUCACACCUCAUCUGUAAAGCCUUGUCAUCAGUGCCAGGGGAAAGGACAUGUGCGCUGUACACACUGCCAUAGUAGAGGAUGGAUCAGCUGUAUGUCCUGUCAUGGCACUGUACACGGUCGGAACAGAAAAUGUGUUGGCUGCCAUGGACGGGGAAGAAAAGUAUGUACAUGGUGCCAUGGUAAUGGUCAUAAAACAUGCCGCAAGUGUAAUGGGCGUAAAAAGCUGUUGCAUUUCAUUCAACUCACUGUCAUGUGGAAGAGCCAAGUGUAUGAGUUCAUACCAGACCGGCUGCCUGAGUUCCCCAUAAAGAAGUUUGAGAAGGUGUCUGGGGAAAUCUUCUUUAUAGAUGAAAGUCUCCUGGUAUAUCCAAUCGUAGGUUUCCCUGACCAGGAUAUUUGCAACGCCUCUGAAGAAGCCAUCCAUGAGCACUUGAACAAAUACUCUGCUGUCAGUCGCAUCUUGCAGCAGAGACAGUCAGUAGAGUUGGUGCCUCUUACUCAAGCCUUCUACUCCUACAAUGGGAAAAACUAUGACUAUUUUGUUUAUGGGACUGAAAAGAAGGUUCACACCAUGAAAUAUCCGACUUCCUGCACUGUGCUGUAGCAUCUCAUCUUACGAGUUUAUUAAUGGUGAACAAAAUGGUCUUUUUAUAAUAUUAAACCCUGGCUGCUGAGCAGUGCCUUACAGAAAUUAUAAUAUAUGCUUCUGUCGCUUCUUUGUUAAAAAUAACCAUAUUUUUUGCAGAAUGAUGAUCAUAUGUGCCAAGGAAACAAUUUGUCAGUUUCAAUAUUUUCUGAUGUAUAAUGUUGGCUUAUAUUACAUAAUAUGUAAGUGUUGAAUAUACCUAUUAGUAAUGUAAACCAGUAAUUUAGGCUCAUGCCAAUUUGGCUUGCUUUAUAUACACGUUAUAAUUUUGUAAAGGGUUUUGAUUUUUUUAUUAAGAAUAUGUACUAAAUAUUUAU